Molecule: messenger RNA, 1248 nt
Organism: Nymphaea colorata (pocket water lily)
Lineage: Eukaryota; Viridiplantae; Streptophyta; Magnoliopsida; Nymphaeales; Nymphaeaceae
Product: peroxidase 29-like
Exons: 3
Coding region: 24-995 (323 amino acids)
Biological process (GO): hydrogen peroxide catabolic process; response to oxidative stress
Molecular function (GO): heme binding; peroxidase activity
Source: RefSeq, a predicted model, not a curated record
CGGAAGAACAAGCAGAGAGGACGAUGGCACGUCCAUUUUUAAAACUGCUACUGUUUUCUGCAGUGCCUAUCUUCUGCUUUCUGCGUUUCAGCCAUGCCUCUCUCUCGUACAACUUCUACGAGAGGACGUGCCCUCAGUUAGACUCCCUGGUCAACAGAGCAAUGGCAGCAAUCUUCUUAGACCUCACUGCUCCUUCUGCACUCGUUAGGCUCAUGUUCCAUGACUGCCAAGUUCAGGGCUGUGAUGCAUCCAUACUGUUGGACUCCGGCGGCGGAAACGUGAGAACGGAGAUGCUGUCGGGUAAAAACUUCGGCAUUAGGCAGAGAAGCUCUAUUCAGAUGAUGAAGGAGGCGGUGGAGAGCGAGUGCCCAGGCCAGGUUUCGUGCGCAGAUCUGAUCGUCAUGGCCGCCAGCAAGUCGGUGACUGUAUCGGGGGGGCCAAGAAUCGACGUUCCCCUCGGAAGGAAGGACUCUACCACGGCUAAUAACUUGUUAGCCGAUAGCCAUCUCCCACCGGCUUCGAUGUCUGUUGACGAUUUGCUCAAUCUUUUCUCUUCCAUGGGCAUGAAUAUGGAGGAAGCUGUUGCUAUGCUAGGAUCUCACACACUUGGAGUUGGGCACUGCAUAAACAUAGCAGACAGACUGUAUGAACCCAAGGGAGAUGACUACAUGAGCUCAAACUAUGGCGCUUACCUUAGCUUCAUGUGCCCUACCAGGGUUCCCCUCACCAACUUGACUGCCCUCCCCAAUGACCUCACCCCUACCCUCUUUGACAACCAGUACUUCAGGAACAUACUAGCCGGAAGAGCACCCUUCACCAUUGAUUCAAGGAUAGCGACCGAUCCCCGCACGUCGGCAAUCGUGGCCCAUUUCGCCGGCAAUCAGGAGCACUUCUUCCAGGCCUUCUCCUCUGCUUUUUUAAAGCUCUCAUAUCAUGGAGUUCUCACUGGGGAUAGUGAAGGGGAGAUCAGGAGGCAAUGCAAUCAAGUAAAUUGAGUUUGGCGUAUUGGUGGUAUGUGUGUGUGUGUGUUUGUGAGAGAGAGAGAGAAUCUUUCUAAAUUGCUUAAGGAAAGUAGCUCUUUGAGUGUGUUAAAUGGCUUAGAGUUAUAGAUGUCAAGUAAAGAAAACAUCAAAGAUUAGUUUAAUUCAUAGUAGAUUAUGUAACAUAAAAGGCCUAUAUAUCACAGUGUACAAUAUGGAAAUACAUGUGGAUGAAAACUUAUUUAUGCUUAUUACGAUAAUUAUUGGA